Anthonomus grandis grandis is the source of this 26421-nucleotide messenger RNA. RefSeq names its product dystonin (gene shot). The transcript has 41 exons. Gene Ontology annotation, cellular component: intermediate filament; cytoskeleton; cytoplasm. Lineage: Eukaryota; Metazoa; Arthropoda; Insecta; Coleoptera; Curculionidae. Gene Ontology annotation, biological process: intermediate filament cytoskeleton organization; wound healing. The coding region runs from base 570 to 25754 and encodes 8394 amino acids. Gene Ontology annotation, molecular function: structural molecule activity; cadherin binding; microtubule binding. The record is from RefSeq and is a predicted model, not a curated record.
AACAAAACGCUAUACCGAUUGAUUCGUUUAUUUUCCGGCUAAAACGCGUUUUUGUGACUACAUUUUGCCGAAAUACGAUUUUUUUCCGAACAUAUUUAAUCAAACUCGUUAACCGGUGCUAAAUUAGGGCUUUCGCUUACGCAUUUUCUGAAAAGGGCUUAUCGAUUUUGCACUUAACCUAUAAAAUUUCGUGAGUGAAUCACCCCCCCCUGGAAGGGACAAAGCCACCCCUUUCGUUGUGGUUGUUGUUUUGUUUUCUCGGUCGAAGAAGGAGGAUGAUGGAGUGAACUGGGGUAUUGGUGCAGUAUUGAAGUCUGGAAGUGUCUUUUUUUUUGUUCUAAUAUUUUGAAAAUUAAUGAUUUUUAUCAGGGUGACCUUAUCACAUGUGGAUUAAAUCUUUUUUUUGUUGUUUUAAUAACUGUGUUAUCUUAAUUUAUAUACCUACGGAUGUGCUUAGUAGUGAAAUUCUUUCUAUUAUACAAUAGUGUUUCUAUUUAAAGGAUUUUAAAUUCCCUGACCCAUGCUAGGAACUUUAAAAUUAUAGUGAUUAGGACGUCAUGGUUUGAACUAUGGAUUUUGACAAGGACCUCUCCUUGCAAGAAUGGACCAGAGAGCAGCCUCUGGCUGUCCUGUCCCUGGACAGCGCGGACAGAGCUGUUUUACGAAUAGCAGACGAACGAGACGCAGUCCAAAAGAAAACGUUCACGAAAUGGGUCAACAAACAUCUCAAAAAGACUUAUACGUGCCUUCAUGUCUGUGUUUAUAUCAACAAUAGUCCAUGUUGUCCCCCUGCCAAACGCAACAUUCGAGAUCUCUUCGAGGAUCUGCGAGACGGGCACAAUUUAAUCUCCCUCUUGGAAGUACUCACUGGCGAACAACUUCCGAGGGAACGAGGUCAGAUGCGUUUCCAUAUGCUGCACAACAUAGACACCGCCCUGCAUUUUUUACGUUGCAAGAACGUAAAACUAGUCAACAUCAGGUCCGAAGAUAUUGUGGACGGUAACCCUAAGUUAACCCUAGGGUUAAUAUGGACUAUUAUUUUGCACUUCCAGAUCUCGGACAUAAUCGUGGGUCAAGAACCAAACGUUUCGGCCAGAGACUACCUCCUCAGGUGGGCAAAACGAACGACGCACAAAUAUCCGGGAGUACAAGUGCAGGAUUUCACGAAAUCCUGGAGAGAUGGUUUGGCUUUCUCGUCGAUUCUGCAUAGGAACCGGCCCGAUCUUAUUGAUUGGGGUAGGGUUAGGAGCCAGAGGCCCAGGGAACGUCUGGAAACGGUGUUCUUUGUUGCCGAGAAGGAGUAUGGUGUCACCAGGCUCUUGGAUCCAGAAGAUGUUGAUACCCACGAACCCGACGAGAAAUCCCUCAUCACUUACAUCUCAUCGUUGCACGAGGUGUUCCCGGAACCGCCCCCCAUCCACCCCCUUUACGACUCCGUUGCCCAGCAAAAAAUGCAGGAAUACAGGGAGCUCGCGUCUAGUCUUCACAUGUGGAUGAGGGAGAAUUUCAGUCUCAUGCAGGAUCGUAACUUCCCUCCCACUCUAAUUGAAAUGAAAAAACUCGCUACUGAAUCUGCACGAUUCCGUACUGAAGAGAUACCACCCAGACAGAGGGACAAGGGAUACUGCCAUCAGUUGUUUAGGGAUUUGGAGAAGUACUUCAAAACUGUUGGAGAAGUGGAUAUUGAGCCAGAACUCCAUAUCGAGAAUAUCGAGAGGAACUGGCAGAGAUUAAUGAACGCUUAUCAAGAGAGAGACAGGCAUAUUAUCGAAGAAAUUAAACGACUUGAGAAAUUACAAAGAUUAGCAGAAAAAGUUCAUCGCGAAAUAAAACAAACCGACUCACAUUUAGACCAAAUCGAGCAGGCAAUUGAACUCGAAUCGAGACGAAUCGAACGACUCCAUCCGCUAGAAGCGAAAAAAGUGGCCGAUCAGAUCGAUCACGAACUCGUGGUUACCGAAAAGUCAAUUCAGUCACUGAAAUCCGACGUGAACACUUUGAGAAACGGCAGAUACCCCCAGGCUGGCGAGCUGGACAAACGGGUAAACAAACUGCACGACAAGUGGGUGAAAUUGAGGCACAGCCUCCAUAAUAAGAUCGUCGAUCCGUUGGCCAACAUGAGCUUCCCAGUGGAGGAAAGAACCGUAACUAAGCAAAUUAAAACCGUUCAAGAAACCAGAAAUAUUGAGAACAAUCCGCACUUUAGGAGUUUGCAGGAGCAUAUUGACUGGUGCAAAAACAAAUUGAAACAAUUAAAGAAGGCAGACUAUGGAACUGAUUUAUCGUCCGUCCAGCAAGAGCGUGAUAUUCACCAACGUGAACAUAAGACUAUUGAACAGUAUCAUUCCAAAGUAGAGCAAUGCGUGAAAGCUAGACAGUAUUUUAGUGGAGAAGAACUUUCUUUGUAUAAUCAGCAUUUGGGUCAAUUACAAAAGGUUUAUGCUGAGCUACUCUCAUUUAGCACCAAUAGAGCAAACGAUUUGGAGAGCCUGUAUGAUUUUAUUCAAUCCGCUAGCAGAGAGUUACAGUGGCUCAAUGAAAAAGAGGAAAUCGAAGUGACCAGAGACUGGAGCGAUGUGAAAUUGGACGUAGAAGCGGUGGAGAAGUAUUUUGAGCACUUAAUGAGUGACCUAGAAAAACGCGAAAUUCAAUUUAACUCAAUCCUCGAGCGAGGCGAAGCUUUGGUACUCCAAAACCAUCCCGCAACCAAAGCUAUUGAAGCCCAUUUGGCUGCGAUGAACGCACAAUGGGCAUGGUUGCUUCAACUCACCCAUUGCUUAGAGACCCACCUACAAAACACGAGGAUCUAUCAGCAAUUUUUCAAGGACGUACAUGAAGCCGAGGAAUGGAUAAGAGAGAAAGAUGAAAUAAUGAACACGGAGUUUAGUCAGGGUGAGUUUAGUUUAGAUGUUGGCGAGAGGCUUUUGCAAGGUAUGCAAGCCUUACGGGACGAACUAAAUACUUUCGGAGACCAAGUUCAGACGUUGGUGCAGAGGGCGCAAACUGUUGUACCUUUGAAACAGAGGAGGCAGCCUAUUACCAGACCUAUGAGCGUCACUGCCAUUUGUAACUAUAAGAAAAAUGACUUUGCAAUCGAACGCAACAAAGAAUGCACCCUAACAGACAACUCCGGAAGAACAAAAUGGAGAGUUCACAACUCCAAGGGAAUCGAAUGCCAGGUGCCUGGAGUAUGUUUUGUACUCCCACCUCCUGACAAAGAUGCUCUGGAUGCAGUAGAUCGUCUACAGCGCCAAUAUGACCGCUCAAUCGCCUUAUGGCAGAAGAAACAACUAAGAAUGAGACAAAAUAUGAUUUUUGCCACCAUAAAAGUGGUUAAAGGUUGGGACCUACCUCAGUUUAUUGCCAUCGGGGCUGAACAAAGAAACGCCAUAAGAAAAGCUUUGAACGAAGACGCUGAUAAGUUAAUUGCUGAAGGAGAUCCGUCUGAUCCGCAGCUGAGAAGGCUCAGAAGGGAAAUGGACGAAGUAAAUCGCCUAUUUGACGAAUUCGAGAAAAGAGCUCGCGCGGAAGAAGAGAGCAAAAACCAAUCCAAAGUGUUCAACAAUCAAAUCUACAAUUUACAACGUGCCUUAGAUGAAGCGGAAAGAAUAAUCAACCAACGUGUCUUAUCAGGUUUACCGCGCGACGUGGACACCCUACAACAUCUAGUCUUGGAGCAUAAAGAAUUCGAAUCUAGACUUCAAAACCUUGAACCGGAAGUGGAACAGGUCAAGGAUACUUUCCGGUCCAUCACACUAAAAACGCCACAACAUAAAAAAGACUUGGAAAAGGUGUUGGACAAGUGGAACUACAUCUGGAACACUUCCAACCUGUACAUCGAGCGUCUUAAGUGCAUGGAAAUUGUCCUCAAUGGCAUGGAAGAUGCUCAGCAAGUUAUCUCGGAGUUUGAAAGUAAACUUGCCAGCCUCAAGGAGCUUCCCAACACUGAAAAGGGAUUGAAAGCUGUGCACGAUGAUCUUUUGAAGCUGGAGAGCGCAGUGGGUCAGCAACAGAUCGCCAUGGAUCAGCUGAAUGAUGAUUUCGAUAAUGCCAGGAGGUUGACUGAGAAGUCCCGCCCGAACCAACGAGGUCCACAUUCAGACGUGGAAAGGCUGGAUAAGGAUGUGCAAAGAUUAAACAGCAGAUGGGCAAGCGUAUGUCAGCAACUAGCCGACCGCUUAAGAGGAUGUCAGCAGGCGUACGAUUUGUUGCAAAAGUACGGGGAAGCUAAACAAGUGGAAGACAAAUGGUUGGAUGAGCAAUAUGGUAAAUUGGAAGCUUUGCAGCCGAUUAAGGAUAGGGCCAAGGAGCAUUUGGAUGCCACCCGGAACUUGUUGAACAGCGUUGUGGAACGCACCCCCAAGAUAGAACAGGUCAAUUUGAACGGUGGUAGAUUCAUCAGGGAAGGAAAGAUAUGGAGCAAGGGCGUGCAAAAAUUCCGCGACGCCCUUCUCGACGCCAGUCCCUCACUGGAUGCGAGCGACGCGUUCCGGAAACCGGAAAUGACGACGGGCCAAUCCGGCGCCGACGUCGUCAGUAGGGAAUUGGACGAAAUGAACGAUAGAUAUCGUUACUUGAUGGACUUGUUGUAUGGAAGGUUGCAGGAGAUUGCUAAGAUGAAUCCGAACGACAUAGUAACAUUGAGAUUGGUCGAACAAAUGCAACCGCAACCUUUCAGAACGUUCAGGACCGAAUUCCAUAUGAGUAGUGCAAGCGAACACACCUCAACCUAUACCACGACGACACAUUACAGCAAACAGUAUAUUCAAUCAACAAGAACGGAAAAUGGUACGACAAUAAAAAUAUCUGACCAAAAACAUUCAAAACAUAAUUCGGACGAGACAGACCGAAUCACAAACGGCCGUCCUCCAGAUAAGCACACCACUCGUACACAAAUUAUUCAGGAGGUGCCACAAACCUGGGGUACCUCAAUGCAAUUUACAGAAAUUAAAUCUCUUAAGCGGGUGCAUAAAGUAAAUGAAGGUAUCGGCACUGAGCCUAUUAGUGAUAUGGCCGGUAUAAUAAAUCCUUACACUGGAGAACAUAUGACCAUCAAAGAUGCCAUAUUGGAAAGAAUUUUGGAUGUUAGAAGUGGUAGAAUAAUUGCCUCGCCUGAUGGUACUCAGGUGACCAUCGAGGAAGCGAAAAGACGUGGAAUAAUAGAUCCUAAAGUAGCUGACAAAUUACAAAGUCCAUGUGGCAUCAACGAAGAUGGCAGAGAACUGACUCUACUAGAAGCAAUUCAGAAAGACAUCUUUGACGCUGAACACGGUUUCACUGAUGGAAGUGAGAAGCGUCAAAAGGUAACUCAUUCAAUGACGAUAAACCAAGCCAUUGAUGAUGGUAGAGUAGACGUUAAUUCAGGCACAUACAGGCUAGAAACUGGCGAAACCAUUGAUAUACAGGAGGCGUAUAAAAGAGGGUACCUUCUGCAGCACACGGAAGUUAAAUUACAAACGGGUGCUUUAUCUUUAACAGACAUCAUAACCCAAGGUUUGAUCGAUGACGUUACUGGUUGGAUCAUUGAUAGGAAUUCGGGAAAUAAGUAUCAAAUCGAUGCGGCAGCUAAAUGUAACAUUCUCGAGAAUGAUCUUCGUGAAAUUGUCGAUCCUAAAAUUGAUUCUAAAGUUACAGUUAUACAAGCGCUCGAGCGGGGCAUUUUGAAUCCAAAACUCGGAAAAUUCGUUUCGGGUCACGAAAAAUUAUCUUUACUUGAAGCUAAACGGCGGCAGCUUAUCGUAAAACCAAAAACCCUAAAAGAAGUCGUUGACGAUAAUCUUAUUGAUGAUGAAGGUAAAAUCCUUUCUCCCUUACAUCUCUCCAGACUAACUCUUCUUGAAGCAGCUAACCGUGGCGUCUUAGAUGUAGAUCAAAUAAAAUCCAUUCUAGACUUUCGUACCAGUGAUCUUAUAACCUUAAACGAAGCCCUUAAAGAGGGCAUCAUCCUCCCUGAUAGCAAAUUCCGAAAUCUCGUAACAGGUGAAACGCUCGCUAUACAAGAUGCAGUUAGUCGUGGCUAUAUAAUAUCCGUAGUUAGAAAAUCCAUCUUUGAUGUGGAUGGCUUCCAGCCACCAGAUAAGAGCGAUCAUAUAAGUUUCAAUGCGGCUUGCGCUAAAGGUUUUAUCAGUAAAAAACAAAACGGCAGCUUAUUAGUUAAUAAAAAGAGCGGCAAACUUAUUACUUUCGCCGAAGGGGUUCAAACUGGCGAAGUAAAACCUGAGGUAUAUGAAAUGCUCACUCGGAAUAUAGGUAUCUUCGAAAACGAACGUGAGUUAACUGUUUUAGAAGCAGUAUUCAACGGAUACAUAGAUCCAAAAACCGGUAAUCUUCUAGAUAUAAAGACUAGCAAAGUGGUGUACCUGAACGAAGCCAUCGCGCAGCAUCUUAUUACCCCUGAAGGAGCAUCUACGUUAAAUAGUCUUCUAAAUCUAAAUGUUUCCACAAAAGUAACCCGUACUCUAGUGCAGCGCUAUGUCACAGUCACUAGUAAAGACAUUAAGCAAGAGACUAUUACUUACACUGACGCACUGCGCCUUGGACUUAUAAACAAUGAGUUGCAAACAUUUACAGACCCUACUACUAAAGAAACCAUUCCUAUAGUGCAAGCUAUUAGCGAGGGCAAGCUUGCUCCAGAUGUCGAGAGCUCAGAAAUGGUCAUUAGUCCUCAAAAAGCUCCUUGUUCAACUGUGAUAACUAUCGUAAGCAAAAAGGAAACGCCAAUUUAUAGGGAGCAAGUCCAAACUAAGACAGGUGACUUCAUUCUCUCAGAAAAACGAUCUUCUGAAAAGCAGGUCUAUGAGUUACCAAGUGACGGGUGGUCAUUGCAGGACGCCAUUAACCAAAAACUAUUCGACCCUGUCACGGGAUUAUUUAUAAUUCCUGGCACUGACAGAUUGGCUAGCUUUGAAGAAUGCGUUCAAUUAAAACUGAUUAGCUCCCACUCAGCAAUAGUAAUUGAUCCAAUAAGCCAGAGACGAUUAAGUAUCAACAAAGCACUGGGCAAAAAAAUCGUGGACUCCACUGGACACUACAAAAUCGAUGGCAAAAAGCUCACGUUAAAAGAAGCAAUUGAGCAGGGGUAUAUUUUAUUCGAAAACGUUACCCAGAAAGACCAAGCAGCACAGAGACUACUUCAAAUAACCAAAUCAGAAGGAGAACCCCCCAAAGUGGAAGUAUCCACAGUCCUUGACAAGAAUCCCCCUGUAUACACUGAGGUUCAUAUAUCAGAAACUGGCACAACAGAACCUGUGCAGGUUUUGCCAGGAGUCAUUUAUGACCCAUCCACCAACGUAGUUGUUUAUCCCGAAAAGAACGAAGCAUUAGAUCUAAUACAAGCGGUCCAAAAAAAUAAACUGCCUGCAGAGACUGUCAAAGUUACAGAUCCCUUCACGGGCAAAACAAUGGAUAUCAAGGAGGCUAUAAGAAGAAACAUCAUUGACCCAGAAAAAGGACAGUACACAGAUAAAGUUGGCCAAAAAAUGUCUCUUAAAGAUGCCGCAAAGUUUGGAAUAGUUUGCGUUGUAGGAGCUCCUAUAGCAGCUGCCACCUCUCUAGUAAAAACGAUUAAAACCUUACAUAUAGUACAUCCUAAAACUGGCGAAAAACUGCCUGUGGAACAAGCGUUGAAGGAAGGUCUAAUAGACUUGGCGACCUACGAAAAGAUGCAGGCUGAGCUAGACAAUAAAGACAUUCCUGGCACAGGUAGCCAAACCACUCUAACCCUGACACACAGCGUAGUAAAAAUAACAGACCCAAACACCGGCAAGACAUACACAUCACAAGAAGCAUUAGAGCAAGGACUAAUAACGCCUCAACAACUGGAAGAGAUUGAGAAGCAAAAUAAAGAUUCUACAAAAAUCAAGGUUCUUGAUACCACAACCAUUAGUCUGGAUAAUGAUGAUGGCCCCUCAGAGGCAGAAAAGACUAGAGCUCGUAUAACAAUUGAACCAACAUAUAAAGUAAAAAUAGGCAGAGCCCAGUCGUUGAGUCCUGAGAGAGAAGCAAAAAAAGUAGUACUUCAGAAGCUUCGAAGGAGAAUAGUCAGGCCUGAAGAUGCCGAAAAGAAGGGCCUAGUAGAGUCUGAUGCAGCUAUUUUGCUUACUGAUAAAAACACUUUUAUUGGCCCUACGGGCGAAACAUUGACACUUCAAGAAGCUUUGGAAUCUAAAGGAUUAGAUGGCGAUAUGGGUGUUAUUAUAGACCCCCAACGUGGUGAUCAAUUAACUAUUAAUGAAGCCGUAUCACGUGGUAUCCUAGAUCCCGAUAGUUCCAACGAGAUUCUAGUGCCUAUUAAUCGAAGUCUUUCCAUUCCAGAAGUUAUCAAACAAGGACUUAUUGACACAGAGACGCAGAAAGUUAUUCAUCCAGAAACUGGAGCACACCUUAGUAUUAGUGAAGCUAUAGUCUGUGAUAUUGUUGAUCCCUUAAGUACUUUAAGAGAAAAAACUGGCGAUAAAUUAACUUUAGGUGAAGCUCUUGAGUCUGGGGUGGUUGACGAUGAAACGUCUGUAGUGGUCACUAAAGAUGGUAGCAAAAAUCUUCAAGAAGCGGUAGAGGCCCAGGUCUUUGAUGACGUCAAGAUUAAAGGGCCACUAGAUUUACCACCUGCUGGAAUGACUUUACCUGUAGCAAUAAAGCGUGGCUUAGUUGACAUAGAAAAAAAAGAACUAGUUCAUCCAGUUACCAAAGAACCGAUUCCUCUAUCAGAUGCGAUUAAGGACAACUUAAUAAUGACUUUACCAUUCCCAGUUGCUUCUCACGCCGUUAAAAUAGAGAAAGCUUUAGAUUCUAAACUUAUCGACGUUAAUGCUGGUACUUUUAAGGAACCCCAAUCUGGCGAAGUGGUUCCAAUAACAGAAGCAAUAGAAAAAGGUCUUUUAAUAGUGAAAGAACCCACAAGUAUUAUUUCAGAAAGUCCUAGCGCUCCAGUAACUACUGUAACAGAGACGGUUAAUACUAUUCAUACUGUCACCACUAAGACUAUUGAGAUUUUAUCAGGUUAUGCCAUGUUAAACAAAGAUGAAGUGCAAAACAUUGAAACUGGCCAGAUAAUCCCAAUUGAGGAAGCUAAGGCACAAGGCAUUAUAAAGGAUGUCAAGGAAACCAAGAACAAAACAGUUUUCAAAGAUAUUCAUAUGUCAUUCUCCGACGCACUAAAUAAAGGCCUCGUAGAUAUGAAUAAAGGAACAUUUACAGAUCCUCAAUCUGGAGAAUCUAUUACUAUCCAGCAAGCUAUCCAAGAUGGUAAAAUAUCCGCGACGCCUCAAAUAAGUGAGGAAUGCAGAGAGGCGUCUGUGACAACAACGAAAACUAGUGAGCUAAAUAUUUCUGAAGCGUUUGAAACCAUUUACGAUGAAAAAACGCAGAGAUUCAUUGACGUAGCCGGCGAUAAACAAGAAAUCACAUUCCAAGAGGCCUUAAACAAGGAAAUUAUUGAUCCCAAUUCCAUUAUUUAUGACGUUACAUCACAAAAACCAGUAACAAUAGAGCAAGCGGUAGAAAGAGGAUUGAUUGAUAGUAAAACUGGCAAAAUUAAAGAUGAAAAGAGUGGCAAGAGCAUCGAUUUUAAGGAGGCAACAAAGAAAGGUCUUAUUGCUGUUCUUGGAGGCUUAGCUCUACCAGUUGUGGCUCCUGUUGUUGCUGGCGUUGCGGCUGUAAAUGCCGUAAAAGAAUACGCCGAGAAAAAGAAGGCUGAAAAUAAAAUUAGUACCGUAGAAGUUGAUAGUUCCACCGAACUUAUUAAGCACGAAGCAAAAGUACAACUACCUCAACAUAAAACUUCCACUGUCCACAUUAUCACCAAAGAAGAAUCUAUUUCUAGCCCAGAUAUUGUACAAAUAUUACCGAUAGGGGAUGCUAUAUCUCAAAAACUGAUAGAACCUAAAAUAUGUCGCAUAAUAUACGCAAGCAAAGAGCUGCCCUACACCAUUCAGGAUGGUUUAGAUCAAGGUAAAGUAAGUCCACUGGAUGAGGUGCAAGUAAUCACAAACCACAGAGUAAUUCUGAUAGAUGUUCACAAAACAGCCAUCAUAACAAUUUCACGACACUUAACAGCACAAAAACUUUGUGAGCUCGGAUAUUACGAUAUGCGAAAGCGGAUGUUCAUGGAUCCUCAAACUGGAGCUCAUAUUACUUUUGAGGAGUUGGUGUAUGAUUUAGGAGUCAUUGAUCCUGAUACCAUUUUGGUCAAAGAUCUGACCAGUAAGCCUCCUACGUACAUAUCGCUCCAUGAAGCCUUGGAAAAACCAUUGCUUGACAGGCAAACGGGUUACAUGGUAGACCGAAAAACAGGCAAAAAAGUACCGUUCUUUGAAGCUGUGAAGCUUCGCUGGAUAAUUCAUGCGGAUGAUAAACCUAAAGAGAAAUUUAAGCCUCUAACUCUUCAAGAAAUUGCCAAUACUGAUAACUUUGAUCCCGUUAAAGUAGAGGUUAAGACUGACAAAGAAAAUGUGCCUCUUAUUAAAGCUUUAAAUUCCAAUCUAGUUGACCCCAAGUCAGUCACUAUUAGAGACUCCAAAAAUAUGCAACUAGUACCUUAUUAUGAAGCUAUUGAUAAACAGAUUGUAGAUCCACAAAGAGGUCUUGUUUUGAAUACUGCCACACAGAAAAACAUUUCUUUCACUGAAGCUUUUCUUACUGGGCUGGUUCUUGCUAUUCCAAGGCCAAUAUCUUUACAAGCUGUUCUACAUAAAGACAUGUAUGAUACAGAAACCCUUAAGAUCAAAGAUCCCUUAACGAAACAAUAUUUAACAGUAAAAGAAAGUAUUGAAAGACAUAUUGUGGAUGACAAGAUUAGUGAGAUCAAAGAUGUUCAGGAAAAUACUUAUAUAACACUGGAGGAUGCUAUUUCAAAAAAUAUUAUAGAAUCUGGGCAGAUUAAGAACACAAAGUCGGGUCAGCUGGUGCCUCUUGAUCAAGCUCUGGAUCAACAAAUGAUUAGAACUAAAUCGUUAGUGUUUAACUUGCUUCAAGUCAUCUUAGCUAAUUACUAUUCUCCCCAAACUGGCCUGAUACUGAACCCUAUUACUGGGGAUGAAAUUACCUUGGCGAAAGCUAUUGAGUAUAAACUGGUAGAUCCAGUGACAACAAGAAUCAAGGAUGAUAGACGCAGCAGAAUCGUUGAAAUACAUGAAGCCAUUGAACAGAAACUCAUAGAUUCCGAAAAGGGGCUUCUAACUAACCCUCCUUUAACUUUAGAUCAGGCUUAUUUGAAAGGCUAUAUCCUAAGUACAGUUUUACCCUGGUCAUUGCAAGAAACUUUGGCCCAAAAUGUAUAUGAUUCCACAACUGGCCAAAUUAUAUUUAAUGACUCAAAUGUUACAAUCAGUCAAGCUAUUGAAGGAGGUAUUGUGAAUCCCAAUGUACUAACAGUGAAGGAUCCUAAGUCCGGAGACAUUAUCACUCUAAAUGAGGCUAUUAAAGCUAAGUUGAUUGACCCUAUAAAGGGGCAAGCCUAUGAUCCAACAACGAACGUAGAGAUGAAUCUAGUUGAGGCGCAAGAACGAGGAUUGAUAGUACCUUAUAAAACUCAAAUAACUCUACCGGAAGCAGUUUUCAAAGGCUUUUACGAUCCAGCCACUGGUAAAUUCAUUAAUCCGAAAAACAAAGAACGGCUGAAAGCCUCGAGUGCUAUCAACAGAGGUUACGUAGAUGCUUCUGGAACUCUUGUUACAAUUGAUGAAGAGGUUGUUACUUUUGAACAAGCAGUUUCCGAUGGCAUAAUUGACACGAACGAGGGUAUUAUUAUGAGUUACAAUGAGCCAGUUGAUUUCAAUGAGGCAUUUGAGCGUGGCUUGUUGGUAGAAAUCCGACCUCCGGUACCUUUAAGUGAGGCUAUAGUCAAAGGACUUUAUGACGAAGAAUCUCAGCUGUUCUUGGAUCCGCAGACUGGGCAAUACUUGACACUAAUCGAGGCAAUUGAAAUUUGUUUGAUUGACGCAGAAUCUGUUAGCGUUAAAGAUACUAGAGUGGGAAUUUGGAGGAAGAUACCACUGAUUGAUGCGAUACACAACAACUAUAUUGAUGGUAACACUGGACAAGUUAAAGAUUUCUCUAAAGGGGAAGGUUAUGAAGUGUCUUUGCAAAAGGCUUUUGAUUUGGGGAUAUUAGUAGAUAAUAAGGCUGCAUUGACAUUGCAGAGAGCCAUUCAUCAAGGAUUGUAUGAUGAAAAUACUGGUAAAAUUCUUGAUCCUUCGACUGACAGAAAAGUGACACUGCAUGAAGCUAUAAGGAACUUUAAUAUUAAUCCUCUGCUUCCUUGUUACUUUGAUAGACAUCAGGGAAUGCUGUACAACUUAAGUGAGACAUGUAGAUUGGGUAUUAUUGAUAAAAGAAAUGGGACAUUUAAAGAUCCCAACACUGAUAAGGUUUUGAAACUGUCAGAGGCUUUAAAUCAGGGAUUAAUGGUUGACAUUGAAACUGCUAACUUUGGUUUAUCUGAGGCUUUGGAAAUGGGAUUUUAUAUUCCUGAAGAAGGUUUGUUUGUACAUCCAUCCACUGGAAGAAAGUAUAACUUAAAAGAAGCUAUUGAAAACGAGUUAAUUAAUCCAGUUAAUUCCAUAGUGAAGAACAGUAAACUAAAUAAAUAUGUGCAGCUGACAGUAGCAAUUGAAACUAAAAUCAUAGAUGAGCAGCUAAGUAUUUAUGUAUACCCUCAUGGAAAAACUAUAAAUUUGUUGGAAGCAAAGAACAAGGGGUUAGUAGUGACUGGAAGAACACCUAUAACAUUAGAGGAAGCGUUACAUAAUUGUCUUUAUAGGCCAGAGAGUGGCAAAAUUGCUGAUCCUAUGAAUAACGAGUUUUAUGAUCUCCGGCAAGCUUUGGCAAAUAAUUUUAUUGAUUCCCAUAGCACUGCUUUCAAAGAUCUUGUAAGUAAUACGACGAAGCCCUUGCCACUCGCAAUAGAAGAGGGACGCAUUGACGUAGAUAAAGGAAGAGUUCUAGACUCGAAGUCGAAAAAAACUUAUAACUUUGACGAAGCGUUUAAAAAAGGAAUUCUAGUGACUUUGAGGAAACCUUUUGAAGUGGACUUCGUGCAGGCUUCUGCAGCUCAAUCAGCUGCUUCACCCACUAGGCAGCUACGCGAAUGUUCUCUAGAUGAAGCUGUUAAAUUCGAAUUACUUAAUCCAGAAGUUUCGGUUGUUAGGGACUUACAAACGGGCAAUUUUAAAUCGGUGGCUGAUGCCCUCAAAGACGGUCAACUUGAGGUUACUAAAACCAUUAUAUUUGACGUGCAAUCGGGUAAAAUCAAAUCUCUGAUAGUAACUUAUGAUCAAUCGGUAAUCAUUUUCUUGAAAGAACCUUUGUCGUUUAAGCAAGCAAUUGAUAUGGGGUAUUUGGAUAUCAAUACUGGUAAGUUCAAGGUGCCUGAUAGUGAAGAUGAAAUAACUUUUAAAGAGUCGAUCACCCUUGGGUUUAUUGAUCCUGAUAGUGCUUUAAUAAAAGACGUGAGUAAAAAGAAACUUAUUAAGCUUCCCGAAGGCUUCAGAAAGGGCCUGAUUGACGCCGAAAAGGGCAACGUAUUAGACAGCUCCACCUCUAAACUAUAUACUCUAUCGGCAGCUCUCGAUAGUGGUCUCUUGGUUACCACUCAAAGUGGUUUCACAUUGAUAGAAAGCGUUACUUAUGGUAUCUAUAAUCCAACUACGGGAUGUUUCAACGAUCCGUUUGUUACCACUAACAUAAUCGAUAGAAAGAAACUGACCCUUACAGAGGCAGUCGCACAAAAUUUAAUAGACCCCAGUUCCACCGUAGUAAAAGAUCUUGAAAAGGGUGUAAUAAUGCCUUUGCUACAAGGAGUUGAAAGUGGUAUAGUAGACGCGCAAGUGGGUCGAGUUCGCGACGUAACUGAGAAAAAGGAUUACGAUUUCGCGAAAGCCCUUGAAAAGGGGUUGAUUUUGCCCGCUGAACAAAGGCAAGCUGUUGAAGAAAAAUACAAACUUUGCGACGAGACUCUCUCAAAACUCCUUCAUUGGAUCGGAGAAGUGGAGGACCGUAUCGCUUCCCAAGACGUUAUCCAUGAAGUUGAAGAAGAUCUUCGUAACCAAAUCAACAUCAUGAAGCAAAUCAGAGACGAUUUAGAACAACAUGCCGGCCAAGUUUCACAUUGUGGCGAUCAAGUUAGGCAGUUGGUGCUCACCGCGGGAGAUAUUUUAUCGAAAAGCGAGGUGUCUGCUUUGGAAAAGAGCGGCCGAAACUUGAAAACUCGCUUUGACAAAGCUAUUGAUAAAACUGAGAAGUUACUGAGACGUCAACUGGCUGCCAGAGACGAACUUGGUAAGCUUAAAGGAGAACUGAACAUAUUCUCUACGUGGUUGGGCAAGGCCAGAAGAACCCUUGAAGAUAAGGAGAGAGCCCUGAGUGAUUUACAAAGGCUCGAUGCCAGCACGGAUAGCACAAGGGAGUUUGUUAGCGAUGUUAUCGCCCAUCAGGCUGAUUUAAGAUUUAUCACCAUGUCCGCACAGAAGUUUGUUGAUGAAGGAAAGGAAUACUUGAUAAUCCUGAACGACUUCCGUACCUCCUUACCAUCCAGACUACCACACAUUGAGCCGAUUUCUUCUCAAGAUUCUCCAGUGCGUAGCGAAGUUUCUCUAGUUACCCAACAGUACAGAGAUUUGCUACACAGAGCCAAUAAUCUUUCUGAUAGAUUAUCAGGCGUUGGUGGACGUCAAAGGGACUAUUCUGAUGCUUUGGAUAAAGCCAGGUCCUGGCUUCGUGACGCCGAACCUAGAGCCAAUAAGUUAUUGAACGAGCCAAUCGGAGGUGAUCCCAAGACUGUUGAAGAUCAACUGCAUAAGGCAAAAUCAUUGAAUAAUGAAUUUGUUGCUAAUGGAAAGCUUAUUGAUAAUGCCAAAGACGCCACAUCUGCCUUGGUACGAUCCCUAGAAGGGCAAAUUUCCCCAUCAGAAAUUCAUCGUUUAGAAGAACCCGUUCAGAAUAUCGAAAACAAAUACAACCAACUAAGUGGUGCCAUUGCAAAUAGAUGCCAAGAAUUAGACACCGCACUGAUCCAGUCCCAAGGAGUCCAAGACGCUUUGGAUGGUAUCAUUGACUGGUUAAACCAGGCCGAAAACCAAUUCAAAAACAUGCAGAGACCCGCUUCUCUGAUUCAAGAAAGACUUGACGAACAACUAAGAGAGCAUAGGGUGUUCCAAUCAGAUAUAGAUACCCAUAUUUCCUCCAUCGACUCUGUCUAUUUGUCUGCUAAUGAGCUGAUUGUGUCUACCAGUAACGCUCGUGUAGCCAAGCAAAUUGAAGGCAAACUAAACGACGUGAAGAACCGCUUCGAAAAGCUCUUUGACAGAGUGCAAAACCGCGGAGUUUUACUUGCCGAAGUCAAUAGAGAUUUGGUGGCAUUUAACAACCAAGCUGCUAAGUUCGAAAAGUGGUACAGUGAAAUCAUGGAAAUAAUCGAGUCUCGAGAGCUCGCCAAGGCACCGGCUGAACAAUACGCUCUUCAAAUGAAGGAAAUCUCGAGAAACCGCGAUGACAACAGAGCGUUAUUCGAAGAAGUUGUUGGCAUCGGCAAGGAAUUGCUUAAUAAACGUGACGUAACUGAUACCAGCAAUGUGAGAGAUCGCGUAAAGAGUAUGGAGAGUCAGUGGAGAGAUCUCGAGAAUCUCAUGGAAGAAAAAACUAAACUGUCCAAACUAAGAGCCGAACAGCAUAGCGCCUACGAAACCUUAAAAGAGCAAGUAUUAGACUGGCUUACCACAAUGGAAACUAAAGUGGCUCGUCUGGAUAUUGUUGCUAUCCACUUAGACACUUUAAGACAACAGAAUGAUGAACUGAAACCCAUAACUUCAGAAUAUAAAGGAUACUCAUCAGUAAUUGACAAGAUCAAUGACAUUGGAACUGCUUAUGACAAUCUUAGCAGAGGAGACAGGCCAGAUUCACCCUCAAGGCGUAAAGGUUAUAGUCCCACCAAGCGGCCAAUGUCUGGACGUAGAUCAUCCCAAGACGCCCGAUCUCCUUCACCAACCAAAGGACUCAGUCCUCUUUCUACCGGCGGAUCAAGUGGAUUCUCCUCAAGACGUUCAAGUCAAGAUGGAUUCCAUUUGGAAGAACUGUCCCCGGUUCAACAACAACUCUCUGAAAUCAAUAAUAGAUAUUCAUUUUUGGGUGUAAAGAUUAAUGAUAGACAAUCGGAGAUUGAUUCGAUACGUGAUGAGCUGAAGAAGCAACUGGAUAAUCUGAAGACUUUAAGCUCCUUCCUUGAAAAGAUCCACAGGCAAAUGCCUAAGGACAGCGUUCCAAAUACUAAAGAAGAAGCUGAUAAGCUAAAUAAACAAAUUAAGCAUGUGCUUGAAGAGAUGUAUGAGAAACAAUCACUUUUGGACACCACCACCAGCCAAGUUAGAGAUCUGUUAAAGCGCAAGGCUGGUGCUAUAGGAGCAGAUAACCUAAAUGACGAACUAGAAGAAGUACUGUCCCACUGGAAGAGUAUCAAUGACUACUUAAAAAAUCGCAUUAAAUUUAUGGAAGACAUGAAAGAAUUCCACGAUACACAUGACUCAUUAAACUCUUGGUUGGGUGCUAAAGAGCGUAUGCUCACAGUCCUUGGUCCAAUUUCAAGUGACUCCAGAAUGGUCCAAUCUCAAGUUCAACAAGUACAAGUGCUUCGCGAAGAGUUUAGGUCACAACAGCCCCAGUUACAGCAUCUCUUAGAUGUAGGGGAUGAUGUAUUAUCAUAUUUGGAACCGCGCUCCAGUGACCAUCAAAAGAUCGAUAAUAAGCUCACGGCAAUUCAACAAAAAUGGGCUGAUAUUCUUGGAAAAUUGGAUGAACGCGCUGAUUCCUUGGGAGCGGCAGCUGACACCAGUAGAGAAUUUGAUGCUCAAUUGACGCGACUUAAAGAUGCUUUACAAGGCAUCUCUGAUAAUUUGGAUGAAGUUUCUUUCGAAAAAGACCCAGAGGAGCAACUGCGAAAAGUAGAAAACCUGGAGCGUCAACUGGAAGGACAAAGACCUCUUCUUGCAGACCUGGAAGCAAAUGGUGCCCAAUUAUGCGAAGUGCUCAGCGACCCAGCAUCUAGAGCCGACAUACAGAGCAAGCUGGCAUCCAUAGGACGUCAGUACAACGCUUUGCAAAAGAAAUUAGACCUUAAGAAGGCUGAAAUUGAAGGAUCUCUUCGUGAUGGACGUCAGUUCGAAGCCUCAUGUGCUAAAACCCUCGGUUGGCUUUCGGAUGAGCUCGGAUCUUUAACCGAAAGACUUUUAAUCUCUGCAGAUAGAGAUGUUCUUGAGCAACAACUUGUUAAUCACGAACCUAUCUAUAGGGAUGUCCUUGCAAGAGAACACGAAGUGAUAAUGUUACUCAACAAAGGCCGAGAAAUGGUGUCAAGGUCGACCAAGGCCGACACUAGAGCAGUGCAACGAGAUUUGGACAAAAUCCAACAAUCUUGGGAAAAAUUGCGUAAAGAAGCUGUAGACCGACAGACACGUCUUAAGACAUGCCAAGAACACUGCCGCAAGUAUUACACUACCCUAGAAUCUUUCCUGCCCUGGCUAAGACAAGCUGAGGAUAAAAUUGACUCUUUAAGACUACAAUCGUUUGAAAAGAAACACAUUGAAAAACAACUUAGGGAACUGCAAGCUUUUAGAAAUGAAGUAUGGAAAAAGAGUGGUGAAUACGAAAAUACCCGCUCACUUGGAGAAACGUUUUUGUCUUCGUGUGAUAUUGACAAAGAAAUUGUAAAGAACGAGUUGCAAGAACUUAAAGAACGCUGGGACAAACUUAACAAUGACCUUAUCCUAAGAACCCAAGCUUUAGAAGAUCAAUCUAGAAAACUAGGAGACUUCAACGAAAAUUUGAGGGAUCUCAAACACGGUCUUGAAAGAUGCGAGGAUAAACUGGCAUCGCAUGACGCCUUAGGAGGUGCAUCCAGAGAUCCCAAACUCCUAGACCGAAUUAAGGCUUUAAGGGAAGAAACCGCCGGAUUAAAGAAACCAUUGCAAGCUCUUAAAAAUCAAGCUGAAGAUCUAUGCCACGAAGCUGCCGAGAACGGUAUUGAUGCUAACCAACUGAAAGACGACGUUGACAGCAUUGGAGACCGCAUUAAUGAUUUACAAAGCAAAUUAAACGACAGAUGCUUAGAUCUUCAAUCUGCUGCAACAGCCGUUACCCAGUUUAAUGAUAAAGUUAAAGGACUUUCACAUGAUCUUUCUGCCUUGGAGACUGAACUUGAUAACAUGAAAGCUCCUGGACGCGACAUUAAGACUGUGCGAGGACAACUCGAUGAUGUGGCCAGGUUUAUUAGCAAAGUGGCCAAAGCUCAUAACGAUGUCGAAGAUACUAUAUUAGCCGGAGAACGUCUUGUUGAUAGCGGAUUUGCUCCGGACACCGCUCAGACACGCCAACAAGUUGAUGCAUUGAAGAGACAACUUGGAAAGUUGGAUGAUCGUGCGCAUAACAGAGAACAGGAGCUAGAGUCUGCUCUUAAAAAGCUAGAAGACUUCUACAUCGGUCACGCUGAAGUCUUAGAUGGAGUCAAAGAAGCUUCUGAACAACUGCGCAAGCUUAAACCCAUUGGUUCAGACGUAGAGGGUAUUAGAGCUCAACAAAAAGAUUUUAAGAAGUUCAGAGCAUCCACUGUGGAACCAUUAAAUAAGAGUGUAGAAACAUGCAACAGAUUUGGCCAAGGACUCAUUCAAUCAGCAGCAUCCGGUGUCAACACUCAGAUCCUCGAAAAAGAUUUAGAAAAAAUGAACGAUCAGUGGAACACCUUAAAAGAAAAAAUUAACGAUCGCGAACGUAAACUUGACAUUGCCUUACUUCAAUCAGGCAAAUUCCAAGAAGCCCUCGAUGGGUUAUCAAAAUGGUUGGCUGAUACUGAAGAGCUUGUAGCAAAUCAAAAAGCUCCUUCGGCUGAUUACAAGGUAGUUAAGGCACAGUUGCAAGAGCAAAAAUUCUUGAAAAAGAUGCUCUUGGACCGUCAGAAUUCCAUGUCGUCUCUGUUUACUAUGGGCAAUGAGAUCGCUAAAGAAGCUGAACCGUCUGAGCGUAAGGCUAUUGAGAAACAAUUAAAAGAUCUUAUUGGGCGUUUUGACGCCUUAACAGAAGGAGCUCAACAACGCACCUUGGAUUUAGAGCAUGCAAUGAAAGUUGCCAAGGAAUUCCAAGACAAGCUGACUCCAUUACAAGAUUGGUUGGAACGAAGCGAAAAGAAGGUUAGAGACAUGGAACUCAUACCCACUGAUGAAGAAAAGAUUCAGCAGAGGAUUAAGGAGCAUACAGCUCUUCACAAUGACAUUUUAAGCAAAAAACCUGACUUUAGAGACCUUGCUGACGUCGCCUCUAAUUUGAUGAACCUGGUUGGUGAUGAUGAGGCCGCCACUCUGGCCGAUAAGUUAACUGAAGUAACUGACAGAUAUGGCAAUUUGGUAGACGCUAGCGAGAAUAUUAGGCAACUACUUGAGGCAUCAAGAAAAGGCCUUAGGACAUUGGUCCUAACUUACCAAGACUUAGCUGGGUGGAUGGAUGCCAUGGAACAGAGGUUGGCUCGUUACAAAGUCCUAGCUGUCCAUACAGAUCGUUUGUUAGAACAAAUGGAUGAUCUUGUCGGCCUUACAGAAGAUAUCGUUGGACGUCAAAAAGAUAUUGAUGAUACAGUUGAUGCUGGUAUUGAACUAAUGAGGCACAUAUCAUCUGACGAAGCGUUGCAACUUAAAGAUAAACUCGAUUCGCUGCAGAGGCGUUAUAAUGAUCUUACUUCACGUGGAAACGACUUGCUUAAGAACGCACAAGCGUUGCUGCCAUUGGUGCAGAAGUUCCAUAAUAAUCACAAUCGUUUGGUGGAAUGGAUGCAGGGUGCCGAAUCUAUUUUACAGUCUGCAGAGCCAAACGAGGGAGAAAUCGCUCGAUUGGAAGUAGACCUGCAAGAACUAAGACCUGUGCUUGAAACUAUUAACGUGCUUGGGCCACAACUUUGCCAAGCCAGUCCGGGAGAAGGUGCCGCAACUAUUGAAGGCCUAGUAUCCAGAGACAAUAGAAGAUUUGAUGCUAUUGCUGAACAGAUUCAACGCAGAGCUGAGAGGAUCCAUCUGGGAAAACAACGUGCCUUGGAAGUUACCGGAGAUAUUGACGAGCUCCUAGAAUGGUUCCGAGAGGUUGAAGCCCAAAUAAAAGAUGCGGAAAAACCGUCAGCUGAACCCGAUUUGAUUCGUGUGCAACUUAAGGAGCACAAGGCUCUGAAUGAUGAUAUUUCCAGUCAAAAGGGUAGGGUACGUGAUGUGCUUUCCACCGCAAAGAAGGUGCUGAGAGAGAGCCCGCCAAGCGAAGACACUUCACUAAUCAGAGAAAAGAUGGAAGAUCUUAGAGAAGCUAUGGAUAACGUAUCCGCAUUGAGCUCUGAUAGGUUGGGAAUCUUAGAGCAAGCCCUGCCGUUAGCGGAACACUUCAACGAUACCCAUAUUGGCCUCUUAAAUUGGCUAGGCGAUAUCGAGCAGGAAGUAUCCAUGCUUACGAUGCCCGCUUUGAGACCUGAAGCGAUCCAGCAACAGCAGGAUAAAAACGAAAUGCUUGUUAAGAGCAUUCACGAACAUAAACCCUUGGUAGAUAAGCUAAAUAAGACCGGGGAGGCUUUGAUAAGACUUUGCAAUGAAGAUGAUGGAUCUAAGGUGCAAGAGAUUCUCGACAGCGAUAACGCAAGAUACGCUGCCCUUAAAUUAGAGCUUAGAGAAAGAGAACGUGCUUUAGAGCAAGCCAUGCAAGAAAGCUCGCAAUUCUCCGAUAAACUCGAGGGAAUGUUAAGGGCUUUAACAAAUACUGCCGAUCAAGUAAACAACCAAGAGCCAAUUUCCGCUCACGUUCCAAAGAUUCGCGAUCAGAUUGACGAUAAUGAUGCUAUUGUGAGCGACUUGAACAAGAGAAAAGAGGCUUACGCAGCGGUCCAACGUGCUGCCGAUGAUGUGAUCACUAAGGCCGGCAACAGAGCCGAUCCAGCCGUUAAGGAUAUCAGACACAAGCUGGAUAGACUGAAGAAGCUUUGGGACGAUGUCCAGAGGGCUACGAAAGACAGAGGUCACUCUCUGGAUGACGCUUUGGAUGCAGCCCAGAAGUUCUGGAAGGAGUUGCAUGCUAUCAUGGCUACCUUGAAAGAUCUCGAAGACUCGUUGGUAAGCCAGGAGCCUCCUGCGGUGGAGCCUAAAGCGAUUCAGGAACAACAAGUGGCAUUACAAGAGAUCAGACAGGAAAUCGAUCAAACUAAGCCGGAAGUGGAUCAGGUGAGGAGUUCCGGGAAGAAGCUGAUGAAGCUCUGUGGGGAACCCGAUAAGCCUGAAGUGAAGAAGCAUAUUGAAGACUUGGAUAAUGCGUGGGAUAAUAUUACAGCCUUGUAUGCCAAGAGGGAGGAAAAUCUGAUUGAUGCUAUGGAGAAAGCUAUGGAAUUCCAUGAAACUUUACAGGACAUUUUGGCCUUCUUAGAUAAAGCAGAGAAGAAAUUUGAUAAAAUGGGACCACUGGGCGCUGACAUUGACGCUGUAAAGCGUCAGAUCGACCAACUUAAGGCCUUUAAGGCAGAAGUUGAUCCACAUAUGGUCAAAGUUGAAGCUCUUAAUAGGAGUUUGAUAAGGCAAGCCCAAGAACUCACCGAGCGCACCUCGGCCGACCAAGCGGCCUCAAUAAAGGAACCGCUCUCAACCGUCAAUAGACGCUGGGACGACCUUUUACGCGGCAUGGUUGAAAGACAGAGACAAUUAGAAAACGCACUACUACGUCUCGGCCAAUUCCAACAUGCGCUCAACGAGCUGCUGGUUUGGAUUUCCAAGACCGACAAGACGUUGGACGAACUUAAACCUGUCGCAGGAGAUGCACAAACUUUAGAAAUUGAACUUGCCAAGUUGAAGGUUCUAAUCAAUGAUAUACAAGCACAUCAGACCAGUGUUGACACCUUAAAUGAUGCGGGAAGGCAGAUCAUUGAGAGUGGAGAAGACCGUCAUGAAGCUUCAGCGACUCAAGAGAAGCUAAACACAUUAAAUACUCAAUGGCGCGCACUAGUUCAAAAAGCAGCUGAUCGUCAGAGAGAGCUUGAAGAUGCCUUGAGUGAAGCUCACAGCUUCAACCAAGAAGUCCAAGAUCUACUGGCAUGGCUUGGUGAUGUCGAUAACGCUGUGGCUGCCUCUAAACCAGUUGGAGGACUACCAGAAACCGCCUCAGAACAACUUGAGCGAUUCAUGGAGGUCUAUAAUGAAAUUGAAGAUAAUCGUCCUAAAGUGGAAACCGUACUGGCUCAGGGACAAGAGUAUUUGAAGAAAGCACCAGCGAAUUCCGCUUCUAACUUGCAGCACAACUUAAGAACGUUAAAGCAACGUUGGGAUUCCGUCACCGCACGUGCCAAUGAUAAGAAGAUUAAGUUGGAAAUAGCCCUUAAGGAAGCAACGGAAUUCCACGAAUCAUUACAAGCAUUUGUUGAUUGGUUAACUAACGCCGAAAAGAUUUUGACUAAUCUCAAACCUGUGUCAAGAGUAUUGGAUACUGUGCAACAUCAAAUUGAGGAACACAAAAUAUUCCAAAAGGAUGUAAGUGCUCACAGGGAAAUUAUGCUAGCAUUAGACAAAAAGGGUACCCACUUAAAAUACUUCAGCCAAAAACAAGAUGUUAUUCUGAUAAAGAACUUGUUAAUCAGCGUGCAACAUCGUUGGGAACGAGUGGCGUCUAAAUCUGCCGAACGAACCAGGGCGCUAGACUUGGGUUACAAAGAAGCCAAGGAGUUCCACGAUUCUUGGGCUGGUUUAAUGAACUGGCUUGAGGACACCGAACAAAAUCUGGAAGAUCUUAUGAACGACACAGCUGGCAACGAUCCAGAGAAGAUCAAAGCACGGCUGGCCAAACACACAGAGUUCCAAAGAGCUUUAAGCGGCAAACAAGCCACUUACGACGCUGUCAUGAAAAGUGGCAAAAACCUAAAAGAUAAGGCGCCCAAGUUCGAUGAAAACACUUUGAAACAGAUGCUGCAAGACCUAAAGAACAAAUGGACAAGUGUGUGCAAUAAGAGCCGCGAGAGGCAACAGAAACUGGAAGAAGCUCUGCUCUAUUCUGGCCAGUUUAAGGAUGCCGUGGCCGCACUGCUGGAAUGGCUAAAGAAAGCCGAAAAGGAGUUAUCACAGGACAGUCCAGUGCACGGAGAUUUAGAUACUGUCACUCAUUUGAUUGAUAUUCAUAGACAGUUCGAGAAGGAACUUGAGCAGCGUAACGAUCAAAUGGAGUCCGUUAUGCGCAGCGGUCAAGAACUAGAAAGGACCGCUAGUAAACAAGAUGCGGCCCAUAUAAGACAUCAACUAACAGACCUCACUCAACUAUGGGAAUCUGUUACUGGAUUAACCCAUUUGAAAACUGAUCGUUUGCAUGACGCCCUCAAGGAAGCUGAGAAGCUUCAUAAGUCAGUAAACAUGAUCUUGGACUGGCUAAGCGAUGCUGAGAUGAAACUUCGCUUUGUUGGCAACGCACCUGAAGACGAAUCGGCCGCCUACGAACAACUGAAAGCGCUCGAUGAAUUCAGGGCCCAACUUAACGAAAAAGAAAUCGAAAAAGACCAAACCUUAAACUUAGCUCAUAAUAUUUUGGCUAAAGCCCAUCCAGAUUCCAUCAACGUAAUCAAAAACUGGAUUAAAGUGAUAAAAUCGCGAUGGGAAGAGGUGUCGCAGUGGGCGUUGCAGCGUCAUCAAAAGAUCUCCGCGCAUAUGCAGUCGUUGCGCGAUAUGGACGAGACCUUGGAGGAGCUCAUUCAGUGGCUCCUGGGCUUGGAGAAUACUCUGAUCGCAUUAAAGAAGGAAGAGUUACCGAUGGAUAUUUCCGCGACCGAGCAGCUUAUUGCGGACCACAAGGAGUUUAUGGAGAACACCCAGAGGAGACAAGCGGAAGUCGAUAAGGUUUGCAAGGCUAAGCAGGUGAAAAUUGUUCAGCCUGGGAAGGAUCCCAGGAAGUUCGGCAAAGGAAAAGGACCCAUUCGCGGCUCUCAGCACGACUUACACGAGACUUCUUCAGAACACGGCACCCUUGGGCGUAAGCAAAGCUUCAAAGGAUCAAGAGAUUUAUUAUCGCAACGUGGAAGUCGCGUCAGUCCUGGAAGAGAGCUCAGUCCCGAUCCCGGUUAUCCUCACAUCGGGCCCAGGUUCCCACCUGCUGGAAGCGAACCCGAAUUCCGUUCGCCACGUGUCAAAUUCCUAUACGACAAGUGGCGUCACGUGUGGGUACUGUCAUGGGAAAGACAGCGUGAACUCUACGACCAUUUGGCUUAUCUGAAAGAAAAAGAAAAGGCGGACAACUUCUCAUGGGAUGACUGGAGGAAACGCUUCUUGAAGUUCAUGAACUACAAGAAGUCCAGGUUAACAGAUCUCUUUAGGAAAAUGGACAAGGACAACAAUGAGCUGAUCCCCAGAGAAGAUUUUAUCGAUGGAAUUAUUAAAACCAAAUUCGACACUUCAAGGUUAGAAAUGAAACACGUAGCAGACAUGUUCGACGAGAACAACCGCGGACUGAUCGACUGGAAGAAGUUCAUCGCCGCCCUCAGACCCGAUUGGGAAGAAAAAGCUCCGGAUCAUGACGCCCAGAAAAUACACGACGAGGUCAAGAGGUUGGUCAUGUUGUGUACCUGCAGGCAAAAGUUCCGGGUAUUCCAAGUCGGUGAAGGAAAAUACAGGUUUGGCGACAGUCAGAAGCUUCGUUUGGUACGAAUUCUGCGUAGUACCGUUAUGGUACGUGUAGGCGGAGGCUGGGUUGCCUUAGAUGAAUUCCUUUUGAAGAACGAUCCGUGCAGAGCUAAGGGCCGCACUAACAUUGAGCUGCGCGAGCAAUUCAUCCUGGCCGACGGCGUGUCGCAGACGAUGACCGCAUUUAAGAGCAAAAGGUCGUCAGCCAGCCCGGUAUCUGGUUCUUCAAGCAGUUCGCUGCGUACACCCCAAGGCCCCAUCACCAAGGUAAGAGAACGCUCCCAACGUUCCGUGCCAAUGGGCAGUCUUCCAAGAACCUCCAAGUCUUCUCUGUCAGCCGGCACACCGGAUUCGCUUAGCGACAACGAAAGUGGAUUUAGAACCCCGAGGAAACCAAGUUACAGGUCCAAUCUGACCCCUGGUGGAUCGCGAAGCAACUCUAGGCCGGCUUCUCGUACGGGCAGUCGUCCGGGAAGCAAACCACCUUCCAGGCACGGAUCUAACUUGAGUUUGGAUAGUACUGAUGAUACCCCAUCAAGAAUACCAAGAAGGACACCAACCACAUCUGGCAGAAGCUCAGCAACCCUUUCCUCUGCCAGGAAAACUGCUGUUAAUGGCACUGGAUCAAGACCAAGAACACCAAGUGGCUUGAGGUCGCCUGCUAGUCCGGCUCUAAGAUCGGCAAACAUUUCGAGAGCAUCGAGUAUACCAACCUUAACUGGAAUAACCCCAAGUUCAUCAAGGUCUCGCAUACCAAUAUACAGGGGAAACAGUAAAGAUGAACCGGAGACGUCACUCUCAACGUCUAGUUCCUGUUCCGUAUCUCUAUCUUCUGGCGGAAAAUCUACUGCAAGUAAAUCGAAAAUUCCUCUGAUAAAGAGGAGCGCGAGUUCCGGCAAAGUUAGGCAAGUGACCAUUGGCGUCGCCCCUACAUUAAGGACAGCAUCUAGAACCCGAACACCAUCAGGCUCAAACACCCCCGUUCAUCCCGAACAGGCGACUGCAGUGUCUCGCUUACUAAGAAAAAAUUCCGGGGCAUCUGAAACGCCCACAGGACAAGCGAGACGAAAGAAAAUCUCCAUAGAAGAACGGGAACCUUUUAGGUUAUAAUUUUAUUAUUUAAGUAUAAAAUUAAUUUAGUUAGGUUCUUUAACUUAUUUCGAACUUAAAAUGACUGACAUAAGUUAGCUUUAUACCCUUAAAAAGAAUGUUGUUCAUAUUUUUGUAUAAAAAUGUUAAUUUAUUGAGGCGGCGAUUGUAAGUUGGUGGUAUUCGCCAGUGCCGCCAUCGAGCGGUCGUCGCAGAUUGUUGUGUAAGUGGAAAAGUUCUUUUUUUCAAUUUCUUUUAAUGAGGAGAAUUGAGUUUUUUGAGUGUAACGUUGUAAAUUAGUUGCCAUAUAUUAUAAAAAUUUUAUUUAUUUACUUUAUACUUUAUAACAAAAAAAAAUUAAAACGUUUUUUUAGGUUUCUUUUACCAAAACAAUUUAUUUGUAUAUUAUUAUGAAGUUGUUAAGUUGGGACCAUUUUUACUAAUUUUUUUUCUAACCCAUCAUUGCUUUAUAUAUAUACCUUUAUAUAAUUUUAUUUUCUAAAAAAAAAUUUUUAUUUUGUUUUGCUAGUAGUGUUCUAGCAUAGAGGUGAAGAAAGUGUGAUAACCAGUGAAAACGAGUGUUAAAAUGGGGUUUUGUAAUCGCCAGUACGGAAUUCUAUUUUAACAUUUCUGUUUAUUUGUAUUGCUUUUUUUGUAUUAUUUAACUUUAAUAAAAAUCUUAAUUUUA